AUGGAAAUCCACCGUGCAUUGUCAGACAGCACAGAAGAGGAUGAAGAAAUCCCAACGAAAAAUCCAUUUAAAGUCCCAUCAGAUAAGGAACUUUUCUCAAUGAGGGAUAAGGAAAUAAAAAAGGCACAGGCAGAACGUGAAAAGAGGAAGGCCAUGAAAGUCCAUGAGAAAACUACUUACUCCACUAAAAUUAAGGCAAAAAGUGGGUUGAGGAGAGCUUUGAAAAAGGAGGAAGAAGAGGAAGGCAGAAGAGAGCCAACAUGUGAAGAGAGACUGAAAGUUCUUCAGGAGUUGCUUUCAAAGAAGUUAGCCAUGAAAAAAGAUUACGCAUUAGACAGGGAGACUUUCUACGGCUACAUGCAGGACAGAAAAGAGAUUUUUUUUCUUGAGUAUGCCAUCGCAGUGAAGAAAGGGGAGAUUGAAAAGAUGGAGAACAUAGCAAAGAACGAGGAAAAAAAACUGGAAAAGGCUGAGAGAAGGAUGGAGAAGGAUGCUGCCCUGUUUGAUGAGUUCCUGAAGGAGAACCAUAAUAACUCUGUUGAAGCACUGAGAAUGGCCAAAAGAGAAACCUCAGCAAAGGCAAAGAAAAUAACAGAGAUCCAGGGAAUCUCUACCCAAAUAAAGAAAAUCCAAAGUGAUAUCUCCUGGUUCGAGGACACUCUGCAAGAGUACAAAAUGUACAGGGACAUCCUCUAUCAGCUAUCUCCGAAAGAGUGGCAGGAGAAACAUGGGAAAAGGCACAAAAAAGAAAAGGAAAUUAAAAGAGAAUCCAGACUUAAAGGAGGAAAUGCUUCACCUCCCCCUGGUGCAGAGCAGGACCAGGAUCCCACAGCCAGGACMAACACUGCCCACAGCACCAGUUUUACAGACAUGCCAAGUUCCCUGCUGUUYGCAGAAAGUUUGGAUUUCAGGUCACAUGAUGACAAGCCACAGCUCAAACACUUCCUGAAGCCUCUUUUAUCAAGAGAACUAAAUUCGCGUGAGGAUGCAGAAGGUGAAAUCAGCUCAGAUGAAGAUGAGGAGCCUAAGCUGUAUUUUACUGAUCCUGAACAACUGCUGAGUACUUUCACGGAGAUGCAGGAUGAGAACAUAUCCUUCAUCCAGAACUCCCAGGACAUAGAGGAAAGUUGGAACAAUAUCCAACAGACUUUCCUCACCACCCAUGAAAGCAUGGAGAAGGAAUCGGCAGAGCUGAAGCACGAGGUGAACACCCUCCGAGCCUCCGUGGUCAAGGAAGAAGAGAAAGCAGCCGAUCUGAAGCGCAAAGUUCAGCUCUUUUCCUGUGAAGCACACGAAGCUGAUGAUCAGGACAAAAUGCUCACAAGUCUGAACAAGAAGGUGCUGGAAGUCUAUGGCCAGUGCACUGGAGACAGUGAGACAAACCUGACAACAGUACAGAUGUUAAAGGUAAUAGAGAAACGGCUCAAUGAUUUACUGGACAGCGUGGAGGGAGUCCCACCAUUAAAGAUAGAAAACACUGUGAAAGUCAUAAGGAAGGAACAGAGGGCAAGGCUCAGAGAGGAAAAGCAGAAACAGAAGCAGCAACAUGAUGAAGGAUCGAAAAAGGAUAAGGAAAGACCACAAGCACCUGCACGAAAGCACGUCUAGACAAGGGCCCUGCACUCCAAACCCUGCCAGGAAGGAGCAGAAAAAGAAMAGCCAAGGACAAACAGAUAAGGAGACUGAAGAACAAUUGCAUUAUUUCUCUUGAUGGCACAGCCUUAACCACAGCUUGUGGAGCAGAUGCUGCUCUAAAGUCUUUUGCAGAUSUACAUUCUGCCUGUCUUUGCUCAGUUGAACUUUACUGCACCACAAAAUUUCCUUCUUCUCUGACAUUAAGAUUCCAGGGAAAGUUUGCAACCCCCUUUCCCRUACUUUGAUAUUUUGCCUAAGAAAAGAAAUAAAAAUUCUCUCAUUUUGCUUCUCAAGCUCCUGCUAAGCACCAAUGCAUUUCUCAUUCAGUUUGUGAUGCCAAUAGCACUAUCCCCAUGAACUUGAGCAGUGAAUUCUAUCACAGUCCCAGGUGACAAUCUUUGUUAAGGCACAACUAAGCCAGGCACCUCCCAGACAUUUGACACAGGUCUUCAGAAGGACUAUAAAAACCAAGGGCAAUGCUCUAACCCAAAGUCAUUACAGACUUCAGCCCACUACUGUAAAGAAGCAGCAACCRAAGGAAGAACACAAACUCUGCAGAAAUCAAGCUGCCCAUAAGUAGCUUUGUGUCAGAUGCAUCCAUGCAAAGAAUAAUACCCAGUGACAAACUGAC
This is a messenger RNA of Malurus melanocephalus (red-backed fairy wren), 2266 nucleotides long. RefSeq names its product cilia and flagella associated protein 100 (gene CFAP100). The transcript is spliced from 14 exons. The coding region runs from base 1 to 1608 and encodes 535 amino acids. Lineage: Eukaryota; Metazoa; Chordata; Aves; Passeriformes; Maluridae. The record is from RefSeq and is a predicted model, not a curated record.